AUGCGGCUCGCCGCACCCAUUCUUCUGGCGGCCGCCGCCGUGGCGCGCGAUACUUUCCACGAGUCCCUCACGCUCCACCCGCUGCCUGAUGGCAAGCUCAGCGUCCUCUUCGAGUACACCACGCAGUUCGACCUGCAUCACGGCGCGGGCUCAACACACCAGAGCCAUCACUCACUGACGCCGCCGGGGCUGCUCCUGCCACUCGAGCGGAACAAUGUCUCUGAACUCACAGUGUCCUUCACGUCUGGCCAGUGGCACGCGCGUCGGCACGGCGAGGCGGGUCCGCUCUCCUACGACGCUGGUGGUGGCGGUGGGAGUGUGCGAGGUUGGCUGCGCGGCUCGCCCGCCGAGACGGACGCCGCGUGGGACGCCGUCACACAUGCAUUUGGCGGCAUGUUCUGCGCGGGCGUCGUCGGCGCCGAGGACUCGGGCGAGGCCGUGCGCACCUUCGGCGAGCUGUAUCCCCCUGCUCGCGACGAUGCCUCCCACUACCUUGUCUCCACACCCCACCUGCACCUCUGCACGGAGAACCUUACCCCUUUCCUUUCACUCCUUCCGAGCAAGGGUGUCUCCGGCCUCUCUGCGCUCCUCGCCAAGCCGGGCGUCGUGCUCGCAUGGGGCUUCAAGACGGAGGGCAUCGACGUGGUGAUGCCGACGGCGGACGCCCCUGGAUCAUGGAAGGGGUGGUGGGAAGGUGUAGUCGACCUGGUACCAAAGCGCGGUGAGCGUUCAUUUACCAUCAACAAGGUUUUCCAGCAGCCGCUGCCGCGGGUGUUCCCAGCGGCUUCGAGCUCAGUAAUCCGGGUGAUCCGACCUCGCGACGACCGGUUCCGCGCAGACCCCGCGCCGCCGCGCACUGUUGAGCGUUGGAUGGACGGGAGGAAGCGGACCGUGGACGAGUGGGAUCUCGCCAAGGUGGCAGGCAAGGACAUGGCAUUCUGGUGGGAUGGUGAAGGGCAAUUCGAGCACCCGCUCUCCUUCGAGCCACCGCUCGUUACGAUCUCUCGCGUUGCGGCGGACCGGAACGCUGCGGACGCCACGCUGGUGGUGGAUAUCGCGAACAACGCCGACGUCGACCGGCCUGCUGUCUACUCCGAGGUGUGGCCGUGGUGGGUCAAGGGCUGGAUGAGCGAGUUGGCCGUCUCCAUCGACAGCGAGGACAGACGUGACCUCCUCCGCGACAUUGAGUACAUACCCUCCGUCCCGCCCACGCCCUCAACGACUACACUGCACCUCCACCUGACGCUGCCAGCGCGCAGCACAUUACGCCUCUCAAUCCCAUUCACCAAGCUCACGCUGAAGUACGACGACCACCGGCCAGACGCCGAGCGCGGGCGCGAGAUCCCGUCCGGCGUGCUGACCCUGCUCGACGUUGAGGGAGAGGACGACGAGAGUGAGGCGGACGUAGACCACCGCCGAUCGUCCCGUCGCCGCGUGUACUCCGCCAAACUGCUUCUGGACGUGCCAACGCCUGACUUCUCGAUGCCGUACAACGUUAUUAUUAUGACGUCGACCGUCAUGGCCGUCUUCUUCGGCUCUAUCCAGGGCCGUCUCGUCCGCCGCUGGGGCUGGGUCGAGACGGGGCCAAGUGAGGAGCCUGUGGUGGAGCAGGUGCCGGAGUCGGAGCGCCUGUUCCCGCCAGGAGAGAAGGCGUCUUACGACAUCUUUGAGGGCGACCUCAACGCCAAUGACACGGACUCGGAUGCAGAAGAAGCGGAAUAG
Molecule: messenger RNA, 1722 nt
Organism: Cutaneotrichosporon oleaginosum
Lineage: Eukaryota; Fungi; Basidiomycota; Tremellomycetes; Trichosporonales; Trichosporonaceae
Biological process (GO): attachment of GPI anchor to protein
Cellular component (GO): GPI-anchor transamidase complex
Source: RefSeq, a predicted model, not a curated record